GGGGGGCCAAAUGAUAGGAGGCCGUAUCUAAGGUGCUAUCAGCAUCAUCAAUUGUGCAGUUCUCUCCCUUCUCUUGGCCCGGAUGGCCCUUUUUUUUAAAGAUUUUAUUUAACAGUGUUAAAUUCAAGUGUGUGGAUGUGGAUAGCCACCAUCUAACGUUUGCUACACCUCCCCAGUGAUGUUUGAGAGAUGGAUGGACAUUUAUCCCCCCCAACGAUAUAUAAGAGAAGGAGAAAUAAAAGGAAGGGGGACGCAACGGAUGAAAAGGUUAAAAAAAAUAAAAUAAAUCCUUCAAAAAUAAAAAGGAUUUAAACAUGAGGAGCUAUGGCUGCACUUGUUUACCCCUCCGCUCUCGUACCACUGUUCUGACCCGCGUGUGUGUGUGUACCUACAAGCACAAACACAACAGAACAACACGACAGACGCACAAAAGAAACGAAAGAAAAAGAAAAAAAAAAAGGACUUUUUUUUUCAAAAGAAAUUUUGGUGAGCGGGGUAGUAGAGUGUAGGAGCAAUGUUUUUUUUCUCCUUCUUCGUUUGAAAAGAUUUCAGGGAAAAUAUAAGGAGAGGUUUGAUGCGCACACAUGUGUAGGGCUAAGCAAUGGGGGGUUAUCUUUUCUACAUUUAUAUGUUGCUCUAUACGUAGCAUAGAUAUAUAUAUAUAUAUAUAUAUAAAAAACGUGUACUGCAUUUUCAUAUUUUCUUUGGUGGUGUAGUUGUUAUUAUUGUUAUUAUUACUUCCAGUGGGGAGGGAAAGAGAACCUUAAGGGCACGAAAACAUUAUAAUAAGAGAAUCUUUCCUCCCCUAGAAAACACGACGAGAUGGACUGGGGUUGUGUGUGUGUGUGUAAGUGCGGGGUAACUAACACACACACACACACAUUGCCCGUCUCCCAAUUUCCUUGACAACCGCAACCAAAGAAAUCAGCGUCAAACUCGAGAAGAAAAACAUUUUUAUUUGAAGGGAAAACGAUGAAGGGCAAGUUCAGCGAGGGGGUCAAGACACCCAGGCAAAAAGGGAACUCUUGCAGGUUCCAGGUUACGAAUAAAUACUUAAAGAAAGAAAUAAGAAACAGACGGAUUUAAAAGAAAAAAAAAACGAAAAAGACACAGAGAUAAAUACAAGGUGCCUUAUAGACUUGUAGAUAGAGAAAAAGAAAUAAAGAGGGAGUCCUUUAACGCUGCAGGGUUUUGUGGGUUUGCUUGUUAGUUGGUUAUUAUACGAGCCAAGAGAAGCGAACGGCAGAAGAAGGCCAUCAACACAGCAGCCCCGAUAUAUAUAUGUACAAGAAGAGGAGAAAGAAAGAUGGUAGAAGAAGAGAGAGAUGGGAGAAAGAAAAAAGAAAAGAAAGAAAAAAGGGGGAGGUUUCUUAUUCUUUUAUCGAGGAAAGAGCAAAAAAAAAAAGCCUCUGCCCCUCGUGUAAGAGUUCAAAAGAAAGAAAAGCUGGCCGGCUUUGGUUUAGACACGAAAAACCCACAAGUCUCGAAGCCACCAGGUUCAGUAUCGAGUGCGAUUCGAACGAGGCAUGACCUUUGGACGUGCCUCUCUCUCUACCUGGUCGUCGACGUGCGGAUCCGACGAGCACAAGUUGGUGUUCGAUUAUUCGUGUGUGACUCUAGUGGCCCAUAGUGCGACGACAUUUCUUAUCUACGACGUCAAAAGAAACAGACAAUCGACCAAAAGGCCAUAAAGACAUUUAUGAAGAAAAGUGGCCAAAGGCCGAUCAAAGGAAAUUGGGCAGACGUGCUAAAAGUCUGAUAUGCUGGCGCAAGACCCGUCACAUCCAUAAAACAGACUCUUUGCGUUGCUUUUGAUUUUUUUCUUUUCUGGAAAAAAAAAAAAGAAUAGAGGAAGAAGAAGAUCGUCGUCAGUGCUCCUACGGCUCUUGUUCAGUGAUGUCGAAAAUCUAACAAGGGCGCUAGUUUCUUCGGUGCAUCUGUCGGUUGGCAGAGACCAAGGACCAAGUAGUACGGUAUUCGUGCACAAGUCAGUGACGAGAAGCGUAUCCUCGAGCUUUGGAUGCAGGCUCAUGUCACGAAAGAGACAGCAACUCAGACCAACGACUAUUACGUGCUCAUUGUUCUUGGCCUGCUAGUCAGUGCUGGCCUCUGUAUAAUAGCAAUAACCAGUUGGGUGGCCUCGCGUCAAUCCCAACCAAACAACAAAACACCCAUUUUCGUGUAUUAGCUCUUGCGUCCGGCAGGAGAACCAUGUCGCCGAUUGUAGCCGAGUCGGUGCCAGUCUCUUCCGAGCGCUGGGCCAGCAUGCUCAAACAGCCGUGCUUCAACGCGUCGCUGGCCUGUGACGAUCAUCACGACGAGCAAGAUUGCGCGUCCCAAUCGAGCCACGUCGACGACGAAGAUGUCGGAUGUAGCAGCGAAGGCGAAGACGAUUGCCGUCACCACGGCGAGUCGCCGUCGCCCGACCCUCAUCGAGUUUGGUCGUUCAGCGUGUUGAGGCACAAGUUGCAAGGAUUGCGUCACAACGCACUGACCACGUCGAGCAACAGCAGCAGCAAAAGAAGGUCGCUCUCCUUCAGCAGUGGGUCGUCGUCCUCGAAAUCGGCGGGAUCGACCAAAGUCCGAGGGGCGGGUAGGGCAGAUCGAGAGGCUCACGACGCCCGUGAGUCACGCACUUUCGGACGCAUACGGCGCUCGAUUAGCGUCCACGACAAGAGCCGUUUCACGGUCUGCAGCGGCGGCAGGGCGGGAAAGUUCAACGUGAAAUUGAAUUCGUCGCAUUGCAGUUCCCGCGACGUCGGCGUCGGUGCGUCGAGCGACGAGGGCGACGACGACGACGACGACUGCGGUGGAUUUACAUCCAAUCGACUGACGUUCACGCGGGUGGGCAGUUUACGCGUCAAACGGACACCGUCGACGGCCAAGAGCGUCGAAUGCCUCAAGUCAUCGCUGCUGGCCGCCACCAGCACCAAAUCGCCAGCUGUUGCCGCAUCGAAAACGGGUGAGACUGGAAGCGGUGGCGGCGGAUGGCGACGUCAAAUCCGAUCUGUCCUCAUUCACGCCGCUCCGUGGGAGAAACGACGUCGCCGACAGAGCGGCAACAAAAUCGAACAGAGCCGAACUUCACCGCCGUCGCCGCAACUGAGCCCGCGAGUGCCACCGUUGCCCCCUCGACCGGCCAAUCAUCAGCAAUCGAUUGGCAGCAAGAAGAUUCGAUCGGCGCUGUGGUUGGCCCAUGCCAGUCACGUGACGACAAGCCUGGCUAGAAAAUUGGGCUUGUCCUCGUCUUCUACGGCCCCUGCUGCGCCGGUGCCAUCCAGUCCCGAUGACCCACCUUCGCCCGUCGUCGCAUCCGGCAACGAUAGGAGAAAGAGCAACAAAAAUAACAACAACAACAACAACAACAACAAUCGACUGAGGUGCUCGUCUGGCAAACAUUUCGGCUCGUCCGACUCUGCCUUCCUCAUCUCGCGUUGCCAUGACGACGAAGAGGCGAUGGUCAGUCGCAUGCCCGUGCCAAUUCAUUUCCAUUACCCGAUGGUUGGCGACGAGCAAGAGGAGGAGGAGGACGACGAUGACGACGAUGAUGAAGUGGAGCUUGGCCACAGGCAGCAGCCGGACGUGUUCCAGUCGUUGGAACAGCAUUUCCAGCAGUUCCCUCUGCAGCCGCGCACCAGGCGGGCCGUCAGUCUGCACGGCACUCAAGACUUGGCCAGUUUUCAAUCGCAGUCAGCCACGUUACUUCGGCAGCCGCGGGCGCGCGAUGACAGGCCGGCGGCCGCGGUGGCCAGCCGGGGAGUCGACGGCAGAGUUUCUCUGAGUCACGCCUUGUCCCAGCCUUUGCUGACCGAUCGGCACAGCGACGCCGAUGAAGACGACACCGUUUUCUCGACAACGGCCGGCCAAGACGAGGUGGACGCCAAAGUCCACGUGCCGGCCAAACCGACCGAGACGAUGGGCGCCCUCCGUUUGCAGACGAGGCGCAUCAACUCGAGCCGGGCGGCUUCCGUGCCCGACGACGCUGAUCACAAGGAAGCGUCGUUUUCUUCGUCGUCUUGCAGCUCCCAGCAUCAGCACAACGAGCCGCUUUAUUCGACGACGGACGUGCCGCUGCCCAAACACAUCCGCCCUUCCACCUACUCCAUCUUCACCGUCACUUUCCAAAAGGGCGCUGGCGCGGCAAAGUCGAGCGCGCCGGCCAAGGCCGCCAGGAAAGGCCUCGGAUUCAGCAUCGUCGGCGGCCAAGACUCGCCCAAAGGCAAGCUGGGCAUUUUCGUGAAAACCAUUUAUCCAGGCGGACAGGCAGCCGAAGAAGCCACUCUCAGAGAAGGUGAUGAGAUUAUUGCCAUAAACGGACGCAAAGUUGAGGGUUUGGUGCACGCUGAGGUGGUCGCUCUCUUCCGCGAAGUCCGCCGAGGAGCAAUCACUAUCCAGCUGGGACGUAAACUACCCAAAGACCGAGAUGGACUCUACAUCACAGCAGAUCAGCUGACCCAAUUAGCAGCCAUGCCCAAUGGAGACGCGCAAUAAACAAGACGCAAUCGGACACAACGAGAAAAAACGGGAAGAAGAAAACUUUGGUUUCCAAAAAUUGCCAUGACCUCCUUUUUGAAUUUCAUUGCCUUCGUUUCUCUUUUAGAAUUCCCUACCUUUUAUUUUAAACGUUUGUGCGUGCAUUUGUGACUUACCAAUAAUUGGAGAUCUCAUCAAGUCCAUCGGUAAAGGAAAACUCACUAAUUCCUCAAGCGAUUCACGACUCUUUUGUACAAAAGAAAAAUUUCUACCUUUACUCUAUAGACAUCGUUAAUAAAUAGCUGACCAAGCA
Molecule: messenger RNA, 4786 nt
Organism: Daphnia magna
Lineage: Eukaryota; Metazoa; Arthropoda; Branchiopoda; Diplostraca; Daphniidae
Exons: 3
Coding region: 2212-4491 (759 amino acids)
Molecular function (GO): protein binding
Source: RefSeq, a predicted model, not a curated record